AUGAAAAUCACAUUUGAUGAUUUACCAAUUGCUGCUGAUCGAUCACAACUAAUUUCAAAUAUGUACAGAGGACUCAUAUGGACUGAUAUUGCGUAUGGAAACGAAUUAUUUUGGAAGAUCAGACAACCUAAAAGUGGAUAUGUUACUUCCUUCAAACGUGGAGGUAGUCGACAUAUUGCAUUUUUUAAGGAUAAUGCAUCGAUUAGCGCUGGAAGUCGUAAUCGCAAGUUUACUUUUGUUUCUGUUACUGCAUGUGCUGCUUGGAAUGAUGAUCUACAAUUAACAAUUAUGGGAUAUCGAAAUCCUACAAGGACUAACAUACAUACAACAAAUCUUGUCUAUGGAAAACCACAACUUAUUCUCCUUCAUUGGAAAGACGUAGACAAGGUCAUCUUUACAUCAUCUGGCGGUACACCUCAUCCUGGUAAUGGUGGAGCAACAGGGAGUCAUGUUGUGUUAACUCAGCUUACAAUAUAUUAA
This is a messenger RNA of Rotaria sordida, 480 nucleotides long. NCBI's taxonomy places the organism in Eukaryota, Metazoa, Rotifera, Eurotatoria, Philodinida, Philodinidae. The record is from the annotation of a GenBank genome assembly.